This is a messenger RNA of Miscanthus lutarioriparius, 1797 nucleotides long. NCBI's taxonomy places the organism in Eukaryota, Viridiplantae, Streptophyta, Magnoliopsida, Poales, Poaceae. The record is from the annotation of a GenBank genome assembly.
AUGUUUUCCAGGGAAGAAAAGGGGGACAACACUCUGCGCAUACUUGUGGCGACGGAUUGUCACCUUGGCUACCUUGAGAAGGACGAGGUGCGCAGAUUUGACUCCUUCGACACAUUUGAAGAGAUAUGUUCAUUGGCUGUAAAAAACAAGGUGGAUUUCCUACUCCUUUGUGGCAAUUUGUUUCAUGAGAACAAGCCUUCCAAUUCGACAUUGGUGAAGGCCAUUGAGAUCCUGCGGCGCUAUUGCAUGAACGACUGCCCAGUACAGUUUCAGGUGAUUAGUGAUCAAGCAGCCAGCCUCCAGAACAGGUUUGGUCAAGUGAAUUAUGAAGACCCAAACUACAACAUUGGCUUGCUCGUGUUCACCAUACAUGGAAACCAAGAUGAUCCUACUGGAGUUGAUAACCUGUCAGUAAACGAUAUAUUGACAGCAGGAAAUCUUUUGAAUUAUUUUGGCAAGACAGAUCUUGGAUGCACCGGCGUUGGCAAAGUAACAAUUUAUCCAGUAUUUAUCAGAAAGGGUGAAACUUAUAUUGCCCUAUAUGGACUUGGCAACAUUAAGGAUGGGAGACUCAAGAGAAUGUUACAUGAACCUGAUGCGGUUAACUGGAUGCAACCUGAAAUCCAAGAUGAGACACUGGCCCCUGACUGGUUCAACAUCUUGGUCCUUCACCAAAAGAGGACACGCGGAAGUCCUAGAGAUGCCAUAAGUGAGUUCCUCUUGCCACGUUUUGUGGACUUGGUAAUUUGGGGCCAUGAGCAUGAAUGUCUGAUUGAUCCUCAGGAGGUUCCUGGAAUGGGUUUCCAUAUCACCCAACCAGGCUCCUCAAUUGCUACCUCACUGAUCAAUGCUGAAGCAAAGCCAAAGCAUGUGCUCUUGUUGGAAAUCAAGGGGAGAGAGUACAGGUCAACCAAAAUACCUCUGCAGUCUGUUAGACCUUUUGAGUAUGCAGAGGUUGUACUGGAGGACCAGAUUGAUGUUGAUCCUCGUGAUGAAGCAACUAUUCGUGAGCAUUUGCACAAAGUUGUGAACAACCUUAUUGAGAAGAGUAGGCAAGGAGCACCCACUGGAUCAAAGCCUAUGCUUCCAUUAGUUAGAAUAAAGGUCGAUUACACUGGGUAUUCAAUGAUAAAUUCAAAGCAAUUUGGUCAACACUAUGUGGGCAAGGUUGCAAACCCACAAGACAUCCUUCUUCUUACAAGAUCAAGGCAAAGGCAUCAAACUAUGCAAGAAAGCUGCAACAUUUCUGAAGAGCUUUGUCCAAAUGACCUCAACCAGGUGACGGUUGAAGCACUUAUUGCAGACAGUAACUUGAAACUGGAGAUCCUUUCUGUAGAUGAGUUGAACAGUGCAGUCAAUAAUUUUGUCAAGGAGGACGACAAGACGGCAUUUCACGCUUGCGUGCAGCAAAACAUUGAGGAAGCGAUAGAAAAGGAAAGCCAAUCCAAGUCCAAGGAAAGAACAAGCUCCCAGAAUCUGCAGACUGAUACAGUCAUCGUGUUUGAGAAGCAGAAGUGCUCGACGACAACAGAGGAGGAGCAGCAGACCAUUGACUCGGAUGACGAUGAACCCAUCGAAUCUUCAGACCCGGAGGAGAGUGGUAGCCAGCAGGCAGGAAAGAAGAGGCGAGCGGCUCCAGGCGGCGGCGGUGGAUCUGCGGCUGCCGGUGGGAGGAGGAAGACGGACCUGGCUUCCUUCCAGAGGGUUCCGACGAAGGAAGACGACGCCGACACGGCCAAGAAACGCCGGGCUCCCGUUGCCGCCGGGAGGUACGGGGCUGUGAUCAGGAGGAAUUGA